Colius striatus (speckled mousebird) is the source of this 4040-nucleotide messenger RNA. It is a transcript of the gene POLK, whose product is annotated as DNA polymerase kappa. Gene Ontology annotation, molecular function: DNA-directed DNA polymerase activity; damaged DNA binding. Gene Ontology annotation, biological process: error-prone translesion synthesis. Gene Ontology annotation, cellular component: nucleus. NCBI's taxonomy places the organism in Eukaryota, Metazoa, Chordata, Aves, Coliiformes, Coliidae. The record is from RefSeq and is a predicted model, not a curated record. Bases 508 to 3090 code for a protein of 860 amino acids. The transcript is spliced from 16 exons.
GGGCUGUCUUGCCACAGUUUGCCGGUGUCUGGCGCGCGGCGCUCACCGGGGCCACGGGGCGAAGAGGCCGCUGAAGCUCUGCCGUGGCGGGCGGCGUGCCCAGGAACCGCCCUGUGCGGCGGCGGCUGGGCCCGGCAGCCCGCGCUUCUGCGGCCGGCGGGACCUCUGCGGCGCCUGCUUUCGUGCUGCCUUGUCGGCUGUGCUUAGAGGCGUGUGAUCAACAGAGCAGAAGGCGGCAGUCAGCAGCCUGCCUCAGCUGCGAGGUGGCGAUGGCCUGUCUUUUAUAUGGUGAAUAUUUUCGCAGUUCGGGGAACGAAACGAUUUUUUUUUUUUUUCCUUUCCCCAGACUUCGGUCUCAAAGAGCUGCUGUUGGGUGCCUGAAGUGGUGUGCCUCCACCAAAAAGGAAAUGCCCCUGUCACAGGGAGCAGCUUGAAGGGGAAGGAAUGAACAUGCUUCCUGCCUUGAGGGGAAUAAGUCUUAAGAGGUACUUUUUUUGAAGAAGUACUAUGGAUGAUGUGAAAAAAGUUUGUAAUAGCUCUUGCAAUGAUGGAGUUCUGCUUAGAAUGGGCCUUAAUGAUAACAAAGCUGGAAUGGAAGGUUUGGAUAAAGAGAAAAUCAAUAAAAUCAUCAUGGAAGCUACCAAGGGUUCUAGAUUUUAUGAAAAUGAACUUAAAAAAGAUCAACAAGUUAAUCAACGAAUUGAAAAAAUGAUGCAGCUAAAAGAAAAAAUUACAACACAGCAGCUCUUGAAAGCGCAGCUGCAGGUGGACAAACUUGUGGUAGAACUGGAACAGAGCCGUAACCUUAGCAGUACAAUUGUACACAUUGACAUGGAUGCGUUCUAUGCAGCUGUGGAAAUGCGAGACAAUCCAGAGCUGAAGGGAAAACCUAUAGCAGUGGGAUCAAUGAGUAUGCUGUCCACCUCAAAUUACCAUGCUAGGCGAUAUGGUGUACGUGCAGCCAUGCCUGGAUUUAUCGCCAAAAAGCUAUGUCCACAUCUAACUAUAGUACCAUUGAACUUUGAAAAAUACGGCAAAGUGAGUAAAGAGGUUAGAGAAAUACUUGCUGAAUACGAUCACAAUUUUAUGCCUAUGGGCCUAGAUGAGGCCUAUCUGAACAUAACAGAGCACUUGGAGGAAAGACUGAACUGGCCUGAAGAAAAGAGAAGGUUCUUCUUUUACACAGAAAGUACUACAGAAAAAGAUAAAUAUUAUAAAAAUAUAUCUGCCAAAUUUAAUGAAAGUGGGUACUCUUCUUCACCGGUACUGUUUGAAGACAAUACACCUCUGAUGGGUGACCAUGCUAAACAAAGAGAUCCAUCAGCAGAAAAUUCAGUUGUCUUUGGAACUUCUGCAGAGGAAGUUGUAAAAGAAAUUCGCUUUAGGAUUGAGCAGAAAACUCAACUGACUGCUAGUGCAGGAAUAGCACCAAAUACAAUGUUAGCAAAAAUGUGCAGUGAUCGUAACAAACCUAAUGGGCAAUGCAGAAUUUCUCCUGAGAGACAAGCAGUGCUAGACUUCCUACAAGAUUUACCUAUUAGAAAGGUCCCAGGUAUAGGAAAAGUAACGGAGAAGAUGUUAAAAGCCCUUGGAAUUGUGACUUGUUCACAACUUUACCAGCAGAGGGCACUGCUUUCUCUUCUUUUUUCAGAAGCAUCUUGGCGUAAUUUCUUGGCUAUUUCCCUUGGUUUGGGUUCAACACAUUUGGAAAAGGAUGGAGAAAGAAAAAGUAUGAGCACUGAAAGAACAUUCAAUGAAAUAAACACAGCAGAAGACCAGUACAGCUUGUGUCGAGAACUCUGCAGAGACCUUGCUCAAGAGCUACAGAAACAUGGACUUAAGGGUAAAACUGUUACCUUGAAGCUAAAGAAUGUGAACUUUGAAGUGAAAACAAGAGCUUCAACUGUGCUGUCUUCGGUUUCUACUGAGGAGGAAAUAUUUACUGUUGCUAAAGACUUGUUGGGAACAGAAAUUGAUAGUCUUGCUCCUUACCCUUUACGGAUAAGACUUAUGGGUGUACGAGUGUCAGGAUUUCUAAGUGAAGAAGAGAAGAAGUACCAACAAAAAAGCAUUACAAGUUUCUUAAAAUCAGGAAAAGAGAUCAGUUUUCUUAGGCUUCAGACAGGGAAGCCCAACCAAGAGUAUUUCACAAAAAAUUCAGAUGGAUCUCCCAGAGGGAGUUUUUUUGAUAAAAAGCGAGCUGCAAGGCAACUAAAUAUUGAGAAUCUUCCUACAAAUGAAACUGUAAGUAAGCAGCUCUCUUAUGAUGAUAAAUCAUCAGCAAAUUUUGUGGAAGAAACAAAGAAAGCUACAGACUUCCAGAAUUCUGGUGUAUGUAAGAUCUUCACCUGCCCUGUUUGCUUUGAGGAACAAAGCAGCAAUAAUUUGGAAGAGCUUAAUAGGCAUAUUGAUGACUGUCUCAGUGGAACUGUUGUUAAAGAUACUGUGGAAAUACUCAAGAGUGACAAUUCAAGAGAAAACACACUUAACUUUCUUUCAGAAUUUAAAAAUGAAAAUGCUGAUCAAUGUCAAAAAAAUAAAACAGAUCAAUCAGACCAAUCUGCAAGUACAUCUGACAACUCUACUUGCAACAGCACAGAAAAAUUCACUCGGAUAAUACUUGAUAAACCUCACAGAGAAAGACAGCCUAGCAAUCUCUGUGAUAUUGCUAGAAAUGUGUGUAUGAAACAGUGUCUCCUUCCCAGAACAUUUCCACAAGAUCAUGAACACCAUUUUGAAAAGACUGAACGUACAGAAGAAACCAGUUCAUCCUGUUUCUUUGAAGCCAAAAAAGACGGUAUUCUUGUUUGUCCAGUUUGUAAUUCAGAACAGAAAACCACCAGCCUUAUGUUGUUUAACAGACAUGUGGAUGUCUGCUUAAAUAAAGGCCUUAUCCAGGAGCUGACAGAAAAAAAAGAUUUUCCUACCAAUACAGAGAACUCAAACAGAGUUGGAGGUUUAAGCAGAGGACAGCAAUGUACAAAACCAUCACAAGGAACAAAAAGAUCUGGACUAACAACUUCACAGUCAGUAUCCAAAAAGGCCAAGUCAAGCAAUUCCAAGCAUACUAUUGAAAUGUUUUUUAAAUGACUGUGUAGCAACAUAUUUUAUAUGAAGUAUUUCAUAAUGGUUUAUGACUGCAAAUUAAGUCAGCACUGGUGGUAAGCUGGAUUCAGUUGCCUGUCAUUUUGGAGCUUCUGCAUGCCUAUGUAAAAAGAACAUGAUGUUUGGCAGAAACAAUGAGGUACAACUGAGGUAAUUUAUUUUCCUUUGAGAAUAAUACCUUUUUUUUCCAGUUGUUUCCAAGAAUCAAAAUUCAGUAUUGCUUUGUUUAUAUUGAAUGUGUGGAACUUUAUGUUAGAAUCAUGAGCAAGCUUAUCAAUUCUCUCUGCUGUUCAACAAACAGAACAGGGAGAUUAGAGCUGCUAUUGAGCAAACGUGUAGGGCAAGCUCCCUAGAAAGUGGGAAUCAUUAGCUAGAGGACCGUGCAGUACUUAAUGAAGGCCACCUUCAUGUUCUUGACCUGCUGUCUUCUCUGUGUUUAUGUUGCUCGUGGUAGCCAUAGUAGCUCAGGCUGACACUUCCUUGGACAAUUAAACACGAAGUUUAAUUGUGGUGUGAUAACAAAGGAGAGGUGAGUUGCUUGAUGUCAGCUUACAAACAUCUGUCCUCUCUGGACACAAAAAUUGAUUGUUCUUACAGUUUCAAAAGAAAAGAGCAAGAGUUUAUAGAGCACAGUCAAGCUUUCAUUGUUAUGACUGAAAAUUACUUCAGGAAGAGUUGAUGGACCAAGAUCACUAAUUAAAAAAAUUUUAAUAAACCUGUUGAUGGAGAGAUAACUCCACUUCAGUCAGAUAAAUGCUGUUUGAUCCUUGACCUUUCCAAAAAAACUGACAACUUCAAUUUUCUUUGCAAUUGGAAAAUUGUUUCUGGUCAAUAGCAAUAAAAUUAGGCUAAAUAGAAGGUUUUCUUGUGCAAUAGUAAUAUGAAUAAUGUAUUGUUUAUUUAUCUUUGGCUUUAAAAUAGUUUCUUAUUUCUGA